Messenger RNA from Ooceraea biroi (clonal raider ant), 10925 nucleotides. It is a transcript of the gene Dab, whose product is annotated as DAB adaptor protein. The record is from RefSeq and is a predicted model, not a curated record. NCBI's taxonomy places the organism in Eukaryota, Metazoa, Arthropoda, Insecta, Hymenoptera, Formicidae. Gene Ontology annotation, cellular component: cytoplasm.
GACCAGCAUGGGCGACCCGUGCCGGCAGCGGCGGCGGCGGCGGCACGGUGGAGGCAGCUGUCACUUCCUCCGCGUUUUUACGUCGCGCGCGCGGAUACACGCGCUCGCCGCCGCGCGCGCGGAACCGUGUCCCCGGGUGUCCUCGCGAUCCCGCACCCCGUCCCCGUUCUGCGAUGCGUGACCGGGGUGCGUCGCGCUAGGUGCGUGCGAGAGUGGUGCGUGUGUACCCGAGUACUCGAAUACUCGAGGUCACGAUAGGACGCAGCGAGUACGCUUUGAUAUAAGUACACGCCGCCAGUCGCCGAGCGCUUACGUCGACUCGUGGAAAAUACGCGGUGCGGAGGAUGAGACGCCAGCGGGGGUUGUAACGGCGCGAGAGGGGAACGGAAAAGGAGAGUGACGAAGGGAGAGAGUUACGAGGAGGGAGGGAGAGAGAGAGAGAGAGAGAGAGAGAAGGACUCGAGGGUGCGCGGGGUGCAGAGGGACCAGGGGAGAGGGAGAAAGAUAGGGUGAGAUCGACGACGUGCUACGCGACAUGUGUCCGUGCUGAGGAUCGUGUCCCCGACUGUGACGACGUUCGAGGGUGCGCCUUGAGCAAGGGCGACCGGUUCUACGGGAGGGUGAGGGGGAGGGUGAGAAAACGGACGGACGGACGUGGUAAGACGGAGAAAAAUUUCAUCAUCCCCCUGCAUCGUCGCCGGGGCUCUCUCUCGCCGUCGUCUACGCGGGACCACCACCGAUGCAGACCUUACGGAAAAAAAACAGUCCGUGCAAGUGUGAGUAGAACAGCCGGGCUUCCGCCCCGGCACGUCUGUGUUCUCCGUGAAUUAUCGUCCUCGCGAGGAGGAUCGCGAACGUCAAGCGGCUUCGGAGCUCGCACAUUUCCCGUCUGUCUCGAGUCCGGGCAUGACGGUGUUUCUGGUACCACCCUGUAGAUCGGUUAGGGGUAGUUGAGGGCGCCCUGUAAUAUGGCUUCCUCGUCUUCGUGGUGAAACAGGACGGAUCGUUUGUCGUUGUGCAUUUCGCAGGGGUGCUUCGCUACGCGUUUCGUGCGCGACGCAUGGCGUGAGGCAGCGAAAAAGUAACCCUUGCCUUUGGGGUUCGCCGGGGGAGCCUGUUCGAGGGUUUCCCUCGUAUUCGUUACCGAUCGAGCAGUGUAGCUGUCCGAACGCGCGCACGUUCUCGGCGGCAGAUGAUGCUAGUUGUGCCGUACGCGUGUUGGAAAUUACUACUGGAUUCUAGAGGGGCGCGAGGGAGCGCGUGCAUCCCCUUAUUCGAUUAAACAUUAAUUGUCUUAUGGGACUGUAAAAGAAUUAUACGAUAGGGGAUCUUCAUAAAGAAGACAAUGGGGGCAGAUUGGAAAAUAUUCUUUCAUGUAAAUAGAAAUAAAAAUGCGAACAAGCUAAAUAAAAUAAAUUUGAUAAAAUAUAACAAAAAUGAAGUUGCUCCGAAGUGCCGUAUAUGGAUACGUGCUCCUACUGCAUAUCUGAAGCGAUUAACAUUUCUUGAAUUACGGUUGUGGAAUAUACGCAGAAGGCGUUGCGGUGAAUAGAAGAGAGACAGAUGGAAGUGGCAUCUAAAUGAGCUGCAAGAAUGCAAGUCAUUAUGCGCGUAGAUACAUGCUUUUUGUGGAUAAAUUCUCAACGAGUCACGUCAGUGACAGCAAUUCAUCAUUCUAUAUUUGUUCCUGAUUGCAGCCGAUCCUUCGUUGUUACAUAAAUUCAUCAUAAAUUGCCAUCUUUGCACGUGAAUGACGACUUGCGUCGCAUAAAUACAGUGCAUACACGAUAGGAUAUCCGCAAAUAAACGGGUCAAGUUUGAGUGCAGUCAGUCUUCUUCGAAGCAACUCUUUCAGCGAAAAUAUCAGGGAAAAUAUAAAUAAAAAUUGUCGCAAUAAAAAUGUUCUCACGAUACCUUGCUAUAGCACAUAGUCGUCAUAGCAUCACACUUCUAUCAGCCACCAAUGUUCUAUACGACAUCCGGAAGUAUGUCUCGGUCAAAUUUCUCAAUGAGUCAGGAUCAUUGAAUUUCUUUCUAAACUUCUUUGAUCAUCCCUUUAAACGCAGGUAAAAUUGGACCAAUUGCUUCAGGGUCGAAACAAUCUUCCACAAUAACGGAAAGGCUCGUGGUACACGUGUUAAUCGACCCCGUGCUCUCGUGCGGUUGCUCCAUUGUCGCGCGUCUCAUCCCCCGAACCGCAAUAAUAAUUGUUGUGAAAUGGAGGCGCGACAAGUGGAACUCGCGGCAAGAUGCAUCUGGCAGGGGGUGCCAGGGAACAGAGAAGGAAGGAGCCCGGGCUCCUGCGGUGAAAGAGCCUCGCGAUGAAAAGUUGGACCGGUACAUGCUGGAUUGGUGUAUAUUCUCGAGUAUCGACAGUUGGUGUUCUCCACUCGAGAACGACGAGUGCCUUCGAACAAACGUGACGGCAGUCUCCGGUCAUUAGAAUCGCAGGGGCAGCGAGAGGUGCCCGCUGAGAGAAGAAGAAAAGGAGAGAGUCACGAUAAAUUGGCGCCUCUUGUCUUUUUUUUUCUGCAGUGCUCUCUCCCCCGUAUUAUUUAGAUUUAGCGAUUUUCCAUGGGGCUCUGUCGUGCUCCUCCCCUCGUUUGAGUACACCUUCGCUGCUAGCGUCGAUUAUCUUGUGCAACCUUGCACAAUUAUGACGCUUGAACAGUAAUAAACAGUUAUUUUCGCCUUGAUACUUAAUAUCGAGUUGUAUGAAUUAAUCGCGUUCGUCGUAAUCAGCGCCAAUUAUCUUUGUUGAUCGCAUUGAAGCCGCGAAAUUAUAACUCGCGUAUGACUCACGUUCAGCAUUGCUAUAAAUAUUUGUCCCCGCGCUGCAUCGCGUUAAUUCGUUUACCAAAUAUUAUCGGUUACAUUUCGAUGCUUGGACAAUAUUGCUACUUUCUUUCGAAGCGGACGUUACGAAUCGCUAAUGUUCGCCAAGCUGUAAAUAGGUAUCGGUCCAAUUAUCGGCUUCCGCUCUAAGCCAUUAAUUUUAACGCCGGUCUUCACGGCAACAGCAGAUCGUUCUCGGCAGGCACUCGAGCGGGGUUCUCUCAUUUUGCAGUCCCGCUGGUCAAAUUGCUUGUACGACCGAUCGAUAUCGGUUUAAUGCAUUCGGACGUAUCGCCGGAUCGCUCCACGGAACCCCUGUGGCUCCAAAUACGAUAAUUCGAUCCGCCGGGCAAGUCUCUCCUUCACGCGAGACUGAGCGGGGCUCACACGUCGCGACGUUACAAUGAGUGCUCCUCCUCAUGGUGGUGGGCUCUUGCAUUUUCGCGUUACUUCCACGACGAUUCACCGCGCGAAAGCACGAGACGCAUUUGCGGACGACGACUUUGCAUCCGUCGAAUUUUCCGAUGAAGUUUCACGGUUUUCCGAUCUUCCGAGCUUCGUGGAUCCCUCAAGUUUCUCGGCUUCAACAGAAUAGAAUCUUGAUUUCGUUUCACGCAGGCUACUUUUGACAAAGUAAAGAAAUAUCUUCCGAAAAAUAUAAUUCCAUACAAGAAUGACCCAAACCGCUUUCAUGGGGAGGGUGUAUCGUUCAAGGCGAAGCUGAUCGGUAUUCUGGAGGUGUCGGAAGCACGCGGUGACCGGAUGUGCCAGGCGGCCUUGGCUGACCUGAAGAUGGCGAUUCGCGCCGCCGGCGAGCACAAGCAACGAAUCGCCGUUCAGGUCAGCAUAGAUGGGCUUCGUUUGAAGGACGAGAAGACAGGGGACUGCUUGUAUCAUCAUCCGGUGCAUAAAAUAUCAUUUAUUGCUCAAGACAUGAGCGACUCGAGAGCCUUCGGAUAUAUUUUUGGCUCACCGGACACCGGACAUCGGUUCUUCGGCAUUAAGACUGAUAAGGCAGCGAGUCAAGUAGUGAUAGCGAUGCGAGACUUGUUCCAAGUAGUGUUCGAGCAAAAGAAGAAGGAAAUCGAGCAGGCAAAACAGCAGAUAGAGCAGAAUGCCAUUAACGCGAUUAAAUUCCACACCGGCGGUAUUUUCGUUGAGCCAGCGCCCGACACUAAGGGCGCAGCAGGCACCGAGUCCUCGUUUCAUCGAAUUCGCACGACUAACUGCGAGGUCGACAAGCCCGUCGAUCGCAAGAACGAGUCACAGAGCGGCGUGAUCGCGGAUCUGCUGGAUCUGCAGUUCGAGCUGAAUUCGUUGCAGCAGGGCAUCCAUCAGAUGGACAAGAUCACCCCCGAGAAUCCCGUGCCGUCUACCGACGACCUGUUUGAGACCGAUCCGUUUGGCGACUCCUUCGUAAACAUGAAGCUUCAGGAGACAGUUCGUCCAAUCUUGCCACCGCCGCCCUCUUCGACGAAGAGAGGACAUCUGGAGCGGCAGCACACCGUACCGGCACCGCCUGCAUCGAGCACUUCGAGUCCGGCGACGUUAGUCAGUAAAACACCUCCACCACAGAGCUCGAUUCACUGGUUUGAUAAGGAGGCCGAGAAUCUCUUUACCGACAACGAGCUGGCAAAUCUGCAUAAGAACGCGACGUCGAAGAAGGACCAGGAAGACAGCUCGGUAGAGACAACACCUCGCAAUACUCAGACGAAGAGCCCGCAGAUCGACGUAUUCACGGAGCUGGAUCCCCUGGGGACCGGUCUGAUCAAGCCGUACGUGGACAAGAAAGACUUCUUUCAGCACCUGAAGAACCCGCCGAAGAAAGUCCUCAAGGAUCUGGUGUCCACGAGCUCCAGCGACAGUUUCCCAACAAACUUCAACAUUACGACCACGGAUAGCAUGGAGUCGACAAAGGUGCACAGUGAGAUGUCGUCGCGAGACAGCGAGGACAGCAACUUCGCCAACUUUGAGCGAUUCGACGAGAACGAGGAGCAAGGGGACUCGCCGCCGAAGAAGGAACUGUCCUCGAGAUCGAUUCAUCAUCAGCCGCUGUCGGUGUCACUACCACCGGAAGAGGCGACGUCGUCCAAGGGAACAACAACUGCGUCCGCGAACGCCACGGGUGGAGGUUCGAUUCUUCGCAACAUGGACAGAGACUCGACGGAAUCAACGCAGGCACUGGUAAAGCUGCCGAGUCCGAAAAAGUACCUCCAGUCCGUACGGAAGAGGGACUUCGAUAUCGAUUUGCCGGGUGGCAAGGCGCACCCCGCAGAGCCCAACAAACAGUUUCCGGUGGACUUUUCGGUGACGAACGAGUCGCCAGCUUCGCCGCUGCGUUCUUGCUCGUCUGACGCGAAUUCGCGUCUGUCCAGCUCGAGCGCGGAGCUGGAUCUGGUACCAGAACCGCCGCCUAGGGGUGCAGGCAGUGUCCUCAUCAAUCCACCGCCAUUACCGCCAAAGAAACAGGGUAAUCGUGGUGGUGCAAGGCCGCCCCCUAGACCGCCGCACACGGACGGACACUUUCAGUACGACUUUCCGCAGCGCGAGACUCCGUCGUCGCCUACCAGAAUCACCCGCGACAAAAACAAGAGCCCGCCGAGGGAUUCUAGAGGUCAUCAAUUCGAUGACAAUUUCAGUCCGCCUCCGCAGUUGCCCGCUAGAUCAGACUUUGUGGGUACGAUGAGCGCGACCAGCACCGCCGCCUUUGAGGACUCCUUCAGUACGAUGAUGCCGCCCGCAACGUCGCUCUCCUCUACGUCUUUUACCAGCAGCACUGCCGUUUCAGCUGCAGAUACGAAAAAAUCGACGAAACCAUCCCUCGACAUCACGCUUAGUCAGCUGACGUCGUCUUGGACGAAUCUGGACGAACUGGCGUCUAGUCUCAACAUGACUGUCCAGCAGCUGACGAGUAUGACUCUGACACAGUUGACGCAAUGCUUGGCGACUCUAUCGACGAGAGAAACUGCCAGCAACGAUGUGCAGGAGACUGUCGUUUCGCCAGUGACAACGACCACGAAGGAACAAGUGAUAUCGCCCAGGACCACGAUUAUGGCAUCAUCGACAUUGUCAUCAUCGAAACCGCUCGAAACGACAAUCGAGUCCAGUGUGACAUCCUUUGUACGUUCGGAGUCGUUCAAGUCCAAUUACGAGCCGGCACCGAAGCAAGAUUCCACGUACGACAAGUAUGCGGUUUUCAGGGAGUUGCUGGAGAUGGAGCAGAUGGAGCGGAAAGAGGAAAUGCAAAUGGAAGAGACGGGCGAAAAGGAAGAAUUGGACGAAAACGGACAAUCCGAUGGAACGGAGAUUGAGUCGGAAGUGAGGGUCAGCGAGAGCACUUCGGAUUCCAUCGCCUCGCUGGUGAAUCUGACUGUCAAGCUUCCGGUCAAAGACGAGAACCUGUUGAGAGAAGAGCUCGCGAGAUCCAAUGAGACAACGACGACCGAUACACUCGCGAGUCUGACAGCGGAGAGAGAAAAACUAGCGGAAGUCGAAGACAGAGAAAGCGUGGAGAAGGACAGUGAGGAGGUGAUGGUAGACGCGGACGUUACAUCUGAUUCAUCCACGGUUCAGCAGACGGAGAUAGACGCCGAGGACGACGAGAAGACGCAGACCAUCAUGGAGGCGGAGGAAAAGGCGGAAAACUCCGAGAAGGGUAGCGACGCGAACGGCACGUCCUCCGAUAAAGUCGGCUCAGACAUCCUCAACGAAGAGACGAACGGCUCGUCCGCGGCCGAGAGAUCCUCAGUGGAAGUGAAAUCAUCCACGUCGACGUCGAGCGACAGGUAUGCUGCAUUACGAGAGAUCAUCGGUGAACCGGAACCGUCGCCAAUCAGAAGGGACGAGGACGAGAUGAUAAGCCCGGCUCGUGCAUCACCGGUGAUACAGCAGCAAUCGCAACAGAAUCAGCAGCCGAAGAGUCUGGCCGAAGUGGAGCUACUGAAUCUGUUUGCUGACAACCUGCCGCCACCGUCAAGCCCGAGCAUCACGAUCAAAAAGGACGCCGACCUGAAAGCCGUGGCGAUGGACAUCUUCGAGGAGAUAAAGAUGCUGAACACCGGCACGCAUCGCGCUAUGGAGGGCAAGCCGCCGUCAUCCUCGGGCUUCGAAGACAUGUUCUGUCCGUUUGCGGAGACAACGCGAUCGGACAGAGACGACAGCAAAGAGGACGGCAAUUGGGCCAAGUUCGAGACGAGUAUCUUCGGCUCGUCGGACAGGUCGUCCUGCGAGGGUCAGCGGUCGUUAGGCGGCACAUCGCCGUGGUCGCCGGACGGCAAGGACAUCCACAGGGAGGUACCGUUCAAGGGCAGUGGCGGAUAUCGACACUCGGGUGACAGCGACAACGAGUGGAAGGACGAAGAGGAGAGCGAAGAGAGCAACGGUAGAGUACGAGGAGACGGCAGGUACUGGUCGCGACAUCCGCGCUUCGACGCUCCCGCCUUCGAGGACAGAUCGUUUUACGAGGAAGGCGACAAGCGGGAGCGCAGCUUCCGCGAUAGGAUGGGCAGGAAGUCGGGACGUGGAACGCCAUGGGGCAAGAGCGCCAGUAGUAGUGGCGGGGGUCAUCGACCACGUGACCCGUCGCCCUGGCACGAGGAGGGCCAGUGGGAGGACGAGGGCCCGAGACGCGCAUAUUCGCACCGGAAAGUGCCAUACAAGGACGAGGAGGAUCAAUACGAGGCACACUGGAAGUGUCGACCGUCGAAGCCGCCGCUGUCGCAGCGGUGCAACUGGAGCCACGAUGUCCACGGUGGCACGUACUACGACGACGAGCGGAAGCGGAAGUUGAUGCUGUGGAGCGAGGAGGAUCGUUUCGGUAGUCAGGAGAGCAUGGGCUACGACGAGGAAGACCGGUGGAGCAGGAGAAGAUACGAGAGACGGCGAUGGGAGGAGGACGGCAGAUUCUGGGGCAGACGGGGUCCACCGGAUGCCGAUUAUCCCAUGAGAGAGCCGUACUACUACUACAGGGACCGACCGCACGACUAUCCGUCCUGGGACGAGGAAUACGGACCCGAACCACGUCCGGCCGACGAUUCGCCCAGGUACAAUCCAGCGGGGAGGAAGAGACACUGGCCGAAGCGGCCCAACAGUGCGAACGACGGCCGCAACCCUGACGUGGUGUACACAGAUCCGCGCAAGUUCGGCGGCACCACCAGGUCCGAGUGCAGCGACAACGACUCUGAUCCUUACCUGCGGCCUUCCCAACGAUCGAGGAGCCGCGAGAGCUACUGGGGGAGCGAUCAGGAGUACGACAGUUGGGCGGAGCGGCCAUACUGGUCCGAAGGUCCGGACGCGAAGAGCGAGACGCUGCAUCGCAAGCGGAUAGCCAGGCACAAGACGCGACAGGUGCAGAAGACGCAGAGCCCGUUCGAGGACGACUUCGCGCAGAGCGUCGAGCACGCGGAGCCGCCGAGCGGAUCCGCGGCCGCGCAGCUGGAAUCCUUGGCGUCCAUGGAUGCGCGGAUACGAUCGCUCGACGUGGCCGAUCAGAAGCGUGAACCACCACCGACGAGUCCCUCGUCGGGUAGUCGAGGCAGUAAGGAUCACCUCAGACGGGAUGUUUCCGGACGGGAGUUCAGCAAGCGGUCGAGCUACUUCGAGGACGAUCUGACGCCCACGGCGAGCGCGUCCAGCGACACGUCUGACCGACAGAGAUUGUCGUCCGAACUGAAGGCCACCCCGGAGGAAUUACCGUGCGACAUUAAAGACCCGCAGCAGCAGUCGAUCGACGGCUUUACGGCUGAAGAUAGCGGCCGCGACUCUUUCUUCAACGGUGACCUGAGGUUUGAUGACGACGCGUUCGCCUUCAAGUCCGAGCUGGACGACAACGUGCCGGAUCAUCGCGCCACCACGUUACCGCUGAAGAACUCGCGGCAGGGGAAGUACGGACCCGGCAACAACAACAACAAUAACAAGAGCAGGAGCGAUCAGUACAUCCGGAAAUCAGAGUCGGUGAACAUCUUCGCGCGGGAGAGCGACCCGUUCGACGGCGACGACUUCUUCAACUGAUUCGUCAAGUGACGGGCUGAGAUGAGGCCGAGGAUCACCCGAAUUCCGCGCUGAAUUCAGUGACGUCGAUGUGGACUAAAUCAUUGAGACUUGGAUGAGGAAAAAAGAGAGAGGGAAAGAGACCACGAGAUGAGUUUCGUUGAGUAUUGCGGGAAACGUCGGCGGAUCGUGAGAAACGGUGUAAUUCUCGCUGCAGCAAUACUUUGUUCUCGUCGGUCGUAGCAAUUUUAAUGUAGCCAUGUUGAGCGGAAAAGCAUUGAACGCGAUUCGAGGGCGAAUGCGGAGGUAUCGUUGUCCAUAGUGUAUCUUCGCUGCGCUUUUAUCAUAUCGUGAAAAUUCAUGUCGCUUAUUUGAAAAGUUCUUACGAGGAAGGUUAAAAUUUCCCGUUAAUUAUUGUAAACUUUGUUAUACUCAAUUAUAAUAUAUAAAAUCGAUUAGUUAAGACAUCUCUACUCACGUUUUCGAUAGAGAUUAAUUUGAUCUGACAAUGAAAGGGAGUGCAACGCGUUUGGAAAUUGUUGGUCGUAAUUUCUUGCUGAAGCGCAAACAUUCUGCAAGGAAAUAACUAGUCACUGUUCUAACGAAUCUGUAUAUAAUACGAUUGAUGUAUUAGGGGUGAUUUGCCGGAAACGAAAGAGAGAGAGAGAAAACAAGAAAUCAGCAUGAUUUAAUAAAAUCUUGUGUUGUGUGAUUGCGUUAUUAUCGUUUACAUCGUUUUACGUAUUUGUUUGUAUGUUCGCGAUUUGUGUACGCGUUGCGAGUGCGAGUUAAUUUAUUUAAGCGUAUAAUUUAUGUAAUAAUUCUGUAAUUCUUUUAAGCGAAAACGAUUCUAGUCACGCGUGCGUAACCGUUGUGCUGGGAGAGAAGAUGGACCGAUCGCGCGCAUUUUCGGAAAAAUCAAAACAUGAUUUUUAUACAUUUUUAACUAGCUCGGAUCGAUUACGUUGCAUCAGGCGUUCGUACAUAAUCGAGGCGACACGGUGUAUUCUUCUGCGAGCUCCCCUUCGAUUUGCCAUUCGGUUACGCCGCCGAUGAAUUGCUCUCACGCGUGAAAAAUACGCGAAGGGUGGUAGAAUUGUGUUUACGCAGAUGAUUAUUAUCUUACGUUUGUCGUACUUCCAGCGUUUAACUGGCAGAACUCGGACUAGUAAUUUUUGCGAAACGACUUCGUGUGUAUUUAUUUUAUGCGUGCGAUCGGAUUGGAAAACCGGGCUUUUCUAAAAAAACAUGAGAAUCGAUAAUUUUAUCUCUUAAAUUCAAUCGAACAUUAUUGGUUUGUAAAUGUGAUGCUGAGAGAAUAAUGUGACAGCCUGAGCCAACAACUGGUUUGAAAAAAUCGAGUUAAUAUGACAGUGUUUUCGUAAAAGGGAUAAUAUUUAUACAUUUUGAAUAACGUACUGAUUAACUCAACAUAUGGUAUUGCAAUCUUUUUUGUUCUCAAAAUUCUUUCGUGGUUCAAGCUCGCAGUAUUCUCAAUAUUCUUCGAAAUUAUAAAUUGAAUGAUAGAAAUUGCACUUUAACAUAUCUAGAAGGGAGUACAAAAGGAAUUUAUUAUUCCAAUCUGGUAUUUCGUAUACCACGCAGAUUAAAAUAUUUUUUUCUAUCCAAUGCGAUCUUACGUACGAGAGGUGCAAUUUUUCAAGGUUUGCUGCAAUUAUUCGCAAAUGUAUUCGCAUGUACGCUGACCGAGUACUUUACGCUAACCACCGAACUACAGCGCGAUCACGCCGACAUUUUACACUGUAUGUAUUUAUGUAAUAAUAGUAGUAAAUUAUUUAUCACCGUUUAAUGAGAUUACUCGACACUCUGUAUUGCGAGUACGCGUCAGAAUGAUAAUGACAAUACGGCUUCAAUGGCAAUUCAAUUCCUUACUCUUCCCGCGUCCCACCCACAAUUUGUUAAUACGUCUAACGAUCAAUUAUACAUAUAAUCGUGCAAGUCCAUCUCGCUGUUUUUGCAUACGACUUCCCGAGGGAUCGCGCGGGCGCUUUCACGCAUGAUCACGGAGGUCCACGGCGGGAAAAGAGAUAUCAUCUGCUGUAUAAAGUAAAAUGAAUAUAUCGACGAUACAUAUCCCCAGC